Ixodes scapularis (black-legged tick) is the source of this 996-nucleotide messenger RNA. RefSeq names its product ATP-dependent RNA helicase DDX39A-like. The coding region runs from base 1 to 996 and encodes 331 amino acids. Gene Ontology annotation, biological process: mRNA splicing, via spliceosome; mRNA export from nucleus. The transcript has 5 exons. The record is from RefSeq and is a predicted model, not a curated record. Gene Ontology annotation, molecular function: ATP binding; RNA helicase activity; RNA binding. NCBI's taxonomy places the organism in Eukaryota, Metazoa, Arthropoda, Arachnida, Ixodida, Ixodidae.
AUGGCCGACAACGAUUUGUCGGACUACGAGGACGAAGAGGAGCAGGAGCAGACCGCCGGGGAGCCCAUUUCGGAGGUGAAGAAGCCGACUGGGGGCUACGUGUCCAUCCACAGCUCCGGUUUCAGGGACUUCUUGCUCAAGCCCGAACUCCUGCGCGACAUUGCGGACUGCGGCGUCGAGCACCCUUCCGAAGUACAGCAUGAGUGCAUUCCCCAAGCGAUCCUGAGCAUGGACAUCCUGUGCCAAGCCAAGCCUGAUAUGGGCAAGACGGCCGUGUUUGUGCUGGCCACUCUGCAGCAGCUGGAUCAUGUGUCCGUGCUGGUGAUGUGCCAGACCCGAGAGCUGGCCUUCCAGAUCUUGAAGGAGUACGAGCGGUUCUCCAAGUACCUGCCCUCAGUGCGGGUGGGGGUGUUCUUCGGGGGCAUGAACGUCAGUAACGACGAGAAGCCGCUCAAGAGCAGCUGCCCCCACGUGGUAGUGGCCACCCCGGGCAGGGCCCUGGCCCUGGUGCGCUCUCGCAAGCUCCAGCUCAAGCACAUCAAGCACUUUGUGCUCGACGAGUGCGAGAAGAUGCUCGAGCAGCUCGAAAUGCGUCGAGACGUGCAGGAAAUCUUCCGCAACACACCCCAGGAGCAGCAGGUCAUGAUGUUCAGUGCCACGCUGAGCAAGGAUAUCCGGCCCGUCUGCUUCAAGUUCAUGCAAGACCCGAUGGAAGUGCAUGUGGACGACGAGGCGAAGCUGACCCUGCACGGGCUGCAGCAGUACUACGUGAAGCUGAAGGACAGUGAGAAGAACCGCAAGCUCUUUGAGCUGCUCGACCUGCUCGAGUUCAACCAGGUGGUGAUCUUUGUGAAGAUGGUGCAGCGCUGCAUGGCCCUCGCCCAGCUGCUGGUGGAGCAGAACUUCCCCGCCAUUGCCAUCCCCCGCGCCAUGACACAGGAGGAAAGGCCCCGCCACUGUGACACCCGGAGUGUGAGCUGGAACUUUUCCGAUUAA